This is a messenger RNA of Rubroshorea leprosula, 1625 nucleotides long. The record is from the annotation of a GenBank genome assembly. NCBI's taxonomy places the organism in Eukaryota, Viridiplantae, Streptophyta, Magnoliopsida, Malvales, Dipterocarpaceae.
UCAUUCUUCAAACUCAUCUCAUAACUCAGUUUCUCUUCCUUUCUGUUACUAUACCUUGUUUGUCAAGAAACACACAGCAAAAACAAAACACUUUUUGCUUUUUCUUUCUUCUUUUGGAGUUGUAUCAUGGAUGGAAGUUGCAUAGAUGAGAGCACGACUAGUGAUUCUGUAUCAAUUUCAGUUUCUCCAUCGAAUGUCUCUGUUUUUCCUGGAUUGACCAAGUCGCCGGAGUCUCUCUACCGGAUGGGGAGCGGGAACAGCGUGAUUCUGGACUCUGAAGGUGGAGUUGAAGCUGAGUCGAGGAAGCUGCCGAGUUCUAAGUACAAAGGUGUGGUUCCACAGCCCAAUGGCCGGUGGGGUGCGCAGAUAUACGAGAAGCACCAGCGUGUAUGGCUUGGUACUUUUAACGAGGAGGACGAGGCCGCCAGAGCCUAUGAUAUCGCCGUGCAGAGGUUCCGCGGCCGUGACGCCGUUACCAAUUUCAAGCACCUCCAGGAAACUGAAGGGGACGAAGUCGAAAUGGCUUUCCUGAAUUCGCAUUCCAAAGUGGAGAUCGUCGACAUGUUAAGGAAACAUACUUACAGCGACGAGUUGGAGCAGAGCCGGCGGAGCUACGGCUUCGACGCGAAUGGAAAGCGCGUUGCCAGGACAGAAGGCGGCGGCGCAGGUACGUUCGGUCCGGACCGGAAGGCGCGUGAACUGCUUUUUGAAAAGGCGGUUACUCCGAGCGACGUCGGGAAGCUGAACCGGCUUGUGAUACCCAAACAGCACGCAGAAAGACACUUCCCCCUGCAAACCGUGAGCGCUUCUUCAAAAGGAGUUCUCUUGAAUUUCGAGGAUGUCACGGGGAAAGUUUGGCGGUUCAGGUAUUCAUAUUGGAACAGCAGUCAAAGCUACGUCUUGACCAAGGGGUGGAGCCGGUUCGUGAAGGAGAAGAACCUGAAAGCUGGGGACUUUGUUUGCUUUCAGAGAUCAACAGGACCGGAGAAGCAACUUUACAUAGACUGGAAAGCUCGGACCGGGCUGGGAUCUGGUCAUCUCGGAUUGGAGAACCAGACCGGCCCGGUCCAGAUGGUGAGGCUGUUUGGAGUCAACAUCCUUAAUAUCCCAGGGAAUGGUGUUUGUGAUAACGUUGGUGGGUGUAAUGGGAAGAGGAUGAACGACAUAGAACUGCUGUCUUUAGAGUGUAGAAAGAAGCAAAGGGUAAUCAAUGCCUUGUAACACCCUUUUUUUUUGGUUUUAAUUUCUGCUCUUUUUUUUUUUUUUUAAAGGAUAUUUUUGUGAAUGUCGAGAAGGUGUAGUGUAGGGACGAGGAUGAAGGAGGAGGAGGGGGUGGUGUUGCUUAGGUCAGUUAGGUGCAAGUUGUAAACGGGUAAUUUGUAUAUUACAAAAAAAACAAAGCUGAAAAUAUUAAGUUUUAAUCAGUGAUGUAAUACAGUUCUUCCAAGGAAAUAAGAAAAAAAAAAAGAGAGACAGAGAGAGAGAAAGGGAAGAAACUAGCUAGAAUGGAUAUCUGUCAAUUAAGUUCUGAUGAUGUCUUGGCCAAAGUGUUUUUAUUCUAAUCUUCAUGUUAGUUACUUUGUAUGGUUCUGGUGUUGUUGUUUUCCGCAAAAUAUCUGGGUGCG